Molecule: messenger RNA, 543 nt
Organism: Aspergillus mulundensis
Lineage: Eukaryota; Fungi; Ascomycota; Eurotiomycetes; Eurotiales; Aspergillaceae
Product: SKI complex subunit WD repeat protein SKI8
Exons: 3
Coding region: 1-543 (180 amino acids)
Cellular component (GO): Cdc73/Paf1 complex
Molecular function (GO): protein binding
Source: RefSeq, a predicted model, not a curated record
AUGUCGAAGCAAUACCUUUCCUACGGCUCUGCAGACAAUACUCAUCCCACUGAUAUCUUUGCGCUAGCCGUUACCGAGAAGCAGAUUUUGUCGGCAUCAGGGUCCAAUGCUCUUCAGGUUCACUCAACGACCGAUCCUGAUUUUCCCCUAGUCCAGACACUUGAAGCCCACAAUGUCGGGUGCCAUCAUGUGGUGACCGAUGCCAGAGGAUUAAGGGCAGUCAGUGUUGGAUUCGGUGGUGAGGUAGUGAUCUGGGAAUCUCAUGAUGGAAGAUGGUCCAAGGCAAAAGAUGUCGCCCUUGCGGAUCUCUGGGCUGUUGCCCUGUCUGCCGAUGGCCAGUAUCUAGCCGGUACCACCCAGAAUGGCCAUCUCAAGGUCUGGGACUUGAAUGCCAAUGAAGAAGAGAUACGAGAUCAUGAAACGAAAGGCAGUUUUGGAACCUGCAUAGACCUGGUGAGCAACCCCUGUCUAUCCUCUGUAUCAUCAGGUUCUUAUGCGGAUACUAUAGUCACCGGACGGACGUUUUAUCGCCAGCGGUCAUGA